Messenger RNA from Cavia porcellus (domestic guinea pig), 832 nucleotides. RefSeq names its product eppin-like. The coding region runs from base 115 to 519 and encodes 134 amino acids. NCBI's taxonomy places the organism in Eukaryota, Metazoa, Chordata, Mammalia, Rodentia, Caviidae. The transcript has 4 exons. The record is from RefSeq and is a predicted model, not a curated record. Gene Ontology annotation, cellular component: extracellular region. Gene Ontology annotation, molecular function: serine-type endopeptidase inhibitor activity. Gene Ontology annotation, biological process: negative regulation of peptidase activity.
GGCUUUUUGCCCGUUCUCAUAUCCGAGGUUCUGGCUACUGAAGGAAGAGGCUGGGUCAAAGCAGCCAGACAUUUCCAUGUUCUGGAACGGCCAGACAGGCCAGCUCCCCUUGGAAUGGAAUCUGUUGGUGCUCUGACCAUCUUCAUGCUAUUCAUCCUCUUUGUGAAUGUCCAAGAAACUGACCACCGACCCCCUUCCCGCAAAUGCCCCAGAAUCCGGGAAAAAUGUGAAUUCAGAGAAAGGGACCAGUGCACCAGGGACAGUGAGUGCCUGGACAAUCAGAAGUGCUGUGUCUUCAGCUGUGGAAGAAAAUGUUUCGACCUCCAAGAAGAUGUAUGCAGUCUGCCAAAAGAAACGGGUUUCUGCAUGGCCUUUUUCCGUCGGUGGUGGUAUAAUGAGAAAAAUAAUACCUGUGACAUGUUCAUCUAUGGUGGUUGCCAGGGAAACAAUAACAACUUCCAAACUGAAUCCAUGUGCGAGAACUUCUGCAAAAGAAAAAGUCACUUCGCUCAAGGAUAAGGACACAGUGAAACAACCUCUGGGAUUGGGCUCCUGCUCCAGGCUCUGCAUGCAUCUGACUGAGGCUCCAAGUGGGCGUCCCCUGUCCCAGUCCCAGCGCUCCAAGAAGAGUUCGGCUUUUCUCAACAGUGAACCCUAGGACCUGCCUCCCUUUCCUCCACGCCCACCUCUUUUCAUGCAUGGUAUCUUCUGUUUGGAUCUCAUCUCUGUGUAUGCUCACCCUGGCAUCUCCAUCUUCCAGAGUUCCUUGGUUAUCCCUCUGAAGCUCCUAUUUUUUUUUCAAUAAACUGCUUGAUUUAGUAUUAUGACUUCA